Messenger RNA from Parasteatoda tepidariorum (common house spider), 3895 nucleotides. RefSeq names its product E3 SUMO-protein ligase PIAS2. Gene Ontology annotation, molecular function: zinc ion binding; SUMO ligase activity; transcription coregulator activity. Gene Ontology annotation, cellular component: chromatin. Gene Ontology annotation, biological process: regulation of transcription by RNA polymerase II; protein sumoylation. The record is from RefSeq and is a predicted model, not a curated record. Lineage: Eukaryota; Metazoa; Arthropoda; Arachnida; Araneae; Theridiidae.
GUACUCAAAUUCUGUCUGUUGUCUAGUAUGUUUGUUUGCUUUAAGUUUUUGGAAAACAAUAAGUUAUGUGUUUUAAACGCACAUUAUCUACUAUCUUUCAAAUGAGGGUAGUAUUGUAAGUUUUUGUAAAUAUUUCGUUGACUUUUGAUUAACAAUUAAAAUGGCUAUGGCUUCGCUUACUCUUGCGGAUUACGAUAAAAUGAUCCGUUCACUAAGAGUUUCAGACCUACAAACUCUCUUACAUUUUGCUGGACGAAAUAAAAUGGGAAAGAAAAAUGAAUUGCAACAGCGAGCUCUUGAAUUGCUCAAACUGCGUUCUGAAUCAAUUUUAGCUAAAAUUAGAGAAAUUCAUGCUUAUAAAUUUUCCACUCCUCGAGGACAUACGGACUUAGAUAUACACCCAUUAGGCACUGUAAAUGAGUCUUCUGCUCCAAGUUAUGUUUCUCGACAUCAAUCUACUUAUCCUAUGAACAAUCGGUCUAUGUCUAGUCGCAGUGGUAUGAUUUCAAACCGUAAUCCUAUGUCAGGCCGUGGACCUAUGCUUACACCCAUGGCCGACAUGAUGCCUCCUUCAAAAAUCUUACCUCCAAAUCUUAGUGGAGCCAUGGAUAUGUACAAUCAGUAUCCUCUAAGUCCAGACUUGAAAUUCAAAGAAUUACCAUUUUAUGAUAUAUUAGCUAAUCUCAUCAGACCAACUAGUUUGAUUGUUUUACACCAUGAAAAAUAUCGAGAAAGAGAAUAUUCGUUCUGUUUUACUCCUAUACAGCUCAGCCAGCUAGAUCGAAAUCCUGAUGUUCAAGUUCAAAUGCGCAUGUGUGCUUUAGAUGUAACCUCUGAACAGGAUGAUGAAAUUCCGCCAAGUAUAUGUGUUCGAGUUAAUAAUAGAUUAGUUACAUUGCCUACUCCUAUUCCAACUAAUAGACCCGGAGUUGAACCAAAACGACCAAAGAGGCCAAUUGAUAUUACUACGUUAAUUAAGAGAUCUGAUACUGAAAAUAACAUAAUUAAUAUUUCUUGGGCAGCAAGCAAUGGCAAACCCAAUGUGUUUGCGAUUAAUUUAGUUCAAAGAUUAUCUUCAACAACUCUAAUCAAACGUUUAAAAGAUAAUGGAGUGCGUAAUCCAGAUCACACAACUGCUUUAAUAAAAGAAAAGUUGUGCCAGGAUCGAGACUCCGAAAUUGCUACAAUGAGUUUGAGGGGCUCUUUGAUGUGCCCUCUGGGCAAAAUUAAGAUGCGGCUUCCAUGCCGGGCCCUUACUUGUGCCCAUUUGCAAUGUUUUGAUGCAACUCUCUAUUUGCAAAUGAAUGAGAAAAAGCCAAAGUGGAUUUGUCCAGUUUGUGAUAAACCGGCAAAUUUUAAAGAUUUAGCCAUAGAUGGGCUUUUUCUGGAUAUUAUAUCCAGAGCCCCUGAAGAAUGUAACGAAGUACAGUUUCAUGAAAAUGGUUCUUGGACCCCUGUUAUGCCAAUAGUAAAGAAAACUCCUCCAAUCAGUGAAACUAUUGAUGCAACUCCUAAGGCAAGUAGUUCUAGUGCUCCUAAACCUAAACGACCCAUUGAAGUUAUUGAUUUGGAUUCUGAUAGUGACACUGAAGAUUCAUGGCCUUUAAUAACCCCUCAGUCAAAAACUCCCAGAAUUCAGUCUGAUCCUGAUUCGCCAAUCAUCAUAGAAUCUUCUUCCAAUAAUGGACCAUUUGCAUCAACAGGAACUGGAGCAAAAGAAUGUGAUCCUUUCAAACCUUCUACAUCCAAAACGGAACUACCGUCAUUCGUUCCAGUUGAAAAGCGUGAACCUGUUACUUUAGAUAUAGAUGUUGAUAUUGAUUGUAUAAGUAACCUUCCUCCUAUUACCUAUUCUGGUCCAUCAACGGCUGUGGACACUGUUCCACUGCCAUCUGUGUCGACUACGAGUUCUGCAUUCCAAGAGACGAAAAAUGCUGUGAAAUCCAUAACAGGAGAUGGUGUUUCUACUUCUGGACAAUUAGAUUUUGACUUUUAUUCCCUUAUAAGGAAUCCAGAUGAUUCACUUGAUAAUCAUUAUAGUGAUAUAACUGAUAACGAUGAACCAGAAAUUAUUGAUCUUGACGAUGACGACGAUGACUAAAAAAAAGUCAUUUAUUGUAGCUUUUUAUAUUGAUAUGUGGAAGUGUUUUUGUGCUGAUCUUUAAUACUUUAUUACUUAUUCGUGUAUAUACUAUAUUUCAAUUUUCCUUCUUAUUCCAAUAAUUAAUUAUUAACAGAACAGCAACAUAUUUUGUUAAGAUCAAAUUUCACCGGCUUUUAAGUAUUCUCCGUGGCCAAGGGGCAGAAUUAUAUCUAUAAAUAUAUAGUGAUUAUUGUCAAAAUUAAGCUAAUAACUUAUUAGUUAAUUUAUUUUGUGCUAAAUUAAUAUAAAUAUUUUACUAAUGGAUAGUUUAUUUAGCAAAUUAAUGUUGUAAACAACUUUUAAUUGACAAAAGUUUAAAUUAUCUUUGUUAAUUAUUAUAAUCAGCGUGUUAAAUUUCUCUUCAAGCUGAUUAUUAGACUAAAUUUUUUUGACAAACUGAUGCGUAAAUAGUUGUGUUGCAAAUAUAAAUUCAAUUGAGGUGCUUUUAUUGUUCAGUUCUUUAAGAUGCAGUUUCAAACAGACUGUUUUAUAUUUUUGUGUAACAAUUUCAUUCUUAAGUAUAUAUGCAUGAUGCAAACCUGUUUACCACCUGUAAGGUGGAAAUUUUUUUUUUUUAACUUGCUGUUCUAAACAUAUCCGUAUUUGUCAGCCCAUUCUAGGUUUGCUUUUAGAAUUUUUUUAAAUACUUAAAUAACAUUUGCUGAAAUUUAUUAUUCAUUUUUUUAUAGGAUCAAUUGUAUAAUGUUAAUAUUCCUUCCUUAAGUAUUUCAUGUAAAUCUAAGUAUUUAUUGUCUUUAUAUUAUGAACAUUCGAGACAAGGAACAAUUUUGUAUAAGAGUAUUUUUUUUUAUUAUGAAGACUAAGUGUAUAUAUUUUUAAUGUCUUAUUACUUUCAUUUAAAGAACAAUUGAAAUUCAAGUAUAUACUUAUUAAUCCAAAUUAACUAGUAAGGAUAUUCGCCAGUUCGAAUUAUCUGAGAUCUUUGUUGUUAUAGAUGUAUGUUCGAUUUUUCAUCUGCCUCAAAGCUGUGCCUUCGAAUCAUCUUAUAUUAAAUCAGAAUUUCAAAAAUUUAUUUCUUUUUUUAAAUUUUUCUAAUGUGACAAGAAUAAAAAUGCAUUUGCAUGUUUUUCCAAUGCAUGUUAUUCCAAUGUUAUAUGUCAUACAUUUGCAUGUUAUUCCAAUGUUAUAUUGAUACCUAUACGAAUAGAAAUGAUCUCAUUCUAUCAUAUUGUGAGACUUAUUCUCGUUACCGACAAAUUAAAAUGCAUAAUUAAUAGAUUAGCACCUUUCAUGAUAGUUUUAUCAUAAUUCAUAUUUGCGUGAAUUGUAAAUGACUUAUUUUAAUGAUAAUAUUUUCAGAAUUAGAUAGUGGCAGAAUUCCAUGUUUUUUCCCCUGCUGAUUAGAUAUGUAUGAUUUUCGAAUUAUUUAUUUGGACAACAGUUCUGAAGGAAAUUGUGCGAAAUUCUACUUUUUAUUGAAUUUUGCUUGAUCCUCACUUACUUAAAACUAUAUAUAUAUUUAAACCAAGUAAUUACAUGAGGAAUAUUUAAAAUUCUUUUGAUUUUGAAAACAUUUUUAUUUGGACUUUUCUAAAAUUCAGAUUAGAGAAGUUAUAAUUCUGUUCUUUCUGUAUGAUUACUUAGUAUUGGUUAAGUAGCAAAUCCGGCUUCUGACAUUUCAAGUAUUGUAUGAAAGUUGACUGGCAUUUUAAAGAUUAUAAUUCACUUUGAUGGAACACUAAUGAUGAUGCAGGUGCUCCUGUAAACUGUGAAUAAAGUAAUUUUCAAUUU